This is a messenger RNA of Cadophora gregata, 4617 nucleotides long. RefSeq lists its product as uncharacterized. Bases 1 to 3189 code for a protein of 1062 amino acids. The transcript is spliced from 7 exons. The record is from RefSeq and is a predicted model, not a curated record. NCBI's taxonomy places the organism in Eukaryota, Fungi, Ascomycota, Leotiomycetes, Helotiales, Ploettnerulaceae.
AUGGACAGACGAAGUGUAGCCCCUCCACAUCCAAAGUCUACUUUUACGACUGGUCGAUCCGCCAUUGACUUGUCGCGCGAGACUCUCUUGACAAUCAUGAGCUUUGCUAAUGAAUGGCAUUUCAAGCCUGAGGGGGUUGACCUUGUCAAGAAGAGAUUUGAAGCGGAGUUGGCAAUAGCAGAACAUACUCAACCUUGGGAUUUCCAAGUCGAGAACCGCUGGAUCCCUGAGUACAGUAUGUGGCAAGUCCGAUGUGCUAAGGUUGAUUGUAAGAGAGUUUGGACGGCUUUCUUUACAGUUAUGAAUGGAGUCAUCAGAGAAGCCAUUCACAGAGCGAACCAGAAGGAUGAGGAUAUUGAGGAAUGUACCAUCGACGAUGAGGACGCUGAUGAAGACUAUGACUUUGGUCAAGACACCCCAUUGGAUAGCAAUCUCAUACAGCGACUCGCUGUGUGGAAGACGCAGUCUGCUGCUCGUGGUCUGAGUCCUGAGUUAGCGGCCACCAGCCAGCUAACUCAGAUUGACGAUCAACUCAUGCCAGUCGUAGACGAAGAUUCUUUCCCAGCAGAGAUUCGAUACUACAAGUUUCGCCAAGCUUGGAAUUGUGUUGACAAGACCAUUAUGUUGAACGACCUGCUACCCGAAGAUGAUCUCAAGGAGCUUGUCCGCUUGACUUCGUGCCAAUUCAGCAAGAAUCUAAAUGAGGGUAUCGUGUUUGUUGGUGCCCAUGAGGAAGCAAAUCUGCAUCUUGCGGUACACAAGCUAAACAACAUUGAGAAGAAUUGGCCAUACAGACAUCCAUGGGUCAAUCACGUUUUCUACACCGAGGAGACGGCCAACACCAAGUAUGCCUUGAAGUAUUUCGUUGAUAUGAAGAUGUUCUACUUUGAAACAACGUUGUUGGAUGAGUUACAAGUUAUAUUCUCAAAUGGAGCGUGUGACUACGAGACGUUGACCAGCGCCAUCACCGUGCGAUGCGCACCCUACGUUCCAGUCAAGUCAACAUAUGUCCAGUUCAAGACGCCGAAGCUACGGAAGAUCGAAGUGGAGGAUAUUCCGGGUGGUAUUAAAGUGUUCUCAACCGCGUACACAUACAAUGGCAAAGGCGAUCUUUCGGAAAAUCCCAUGCUAUAUCGACCUGCUCAAGAUCCUGAGCGCGUCGCAACCCCUGCGGCCCAGACUAACUCCCAGCAACUUCAAAAUGCUUUGGCUCCUCAUCUGCGUAGCGGACCACAUAAGAACCCGAAGGAUGAAUCUGUGCAGAAAUGGGCAACAGAGAUACCUGAUCCGAUCAGCUUGGGAGUCGCUUUAGCCCCAGAGGGUUUGCCUGAUGGCCUCCGCAUCCAAGCAAAUGGCAUUUCUGGUGGUCAAGCCAAGUCUCAUAAGCCAACUUGGGAUAGAUAUGAAGAGUACAGUCCGGAAAAGACUGCCGAUAUUGUAGAAAAGGAGCUUUCAUGGAAGGCAAAGGUAGGUCCCAUCGGUGUUAUACGCAGGACUUCAGGCUCAACUGGGCCCGGCGUCCUUAACCCGUAUUCCAAUAUCACAAACAAAAACGGAGUUACUCGUCAUCCAACCUCGGAAGUGCCGCGGUCUGCUUCAAUGCCACAGGUAACAAGCUCAAGCGAUGGUCUCAUGAUACCACUCACACCAAUAAUUCUCCACCAGCAGCCACUGCAGUCAAUUGCUGAACCUCGACCGCAAGCACGCCAACCUGAUUUCCUCAAGCAGGUAUCUCGAAGCCACACUAGGUCGGCAUCUCAAACCGAUACUGUUCCGCCGCAAGAACUUUCGAGUAAUAGGCGUUUGUUUUCGGAAACGAUUGCGAGACACAACAACGUUCAACUUUCCCUUCUUGAUGAGGAUGACCCUGUUCUUGAGUCGCUCGAAUACAAAAUCCUAGACCCCAUUUUCAAACGCCCCGGCUUUCAGAUGCAGACUGAGAAGGAACAAUCUGAACACGAGCCCGAUAAUAGGGUUUUCCAUCAAACCAUGAAGCAGCGAGCACCUAAACCAAACCCCCAUCAUUUUGCCAGUAGACAUGAACGGCCAUUCUCACCACCAAUGUCAGCAGCAUCUUCUCAGCCCGGAAAAUCAUUAACAGAUCCUCUAUGUGACCUUGUCGAAGAAAUGAAUCAAAGUUUUAGGGAGCUAUUGGCUGGACUUCGCGGAUACCGAGGAAAGGUUGUCGUUCAAGCCGAAUUCGGUCGCAUCAUCUUAGGACGCCUUCAUCCAAAGUGGAUCACCCAGGGUAGUGAUCAUCACCUUCUUGAUGGUGUCUUUCUUCACAAGAUGCUUAUUCAGCCCACCGAGUACGGUCCUACUGCAGAUUUUACGAGUGUUCUGACCACCAUACCUGCCGAGAUCCAGUACAUGGUCAAUAUGAAGGGCAGAGGUGAACAGAAUCUGUGGCAGGCAGACAUAGUUUCGGGAUGGAGUACCACUUACGAAUUCGUGUUCACUGACCCUCGAGACCCGCUGUACCCUGUCAUGAUUGAGAUCGAUGCAGAGACCUUCGUUGCUCAGAUUAAGGCACGAUGCCGUCUGGGAAAUCUCUUCAUUCAUGGAACCAAGAGACAUUGGGACUUAAAGGUUGCCGCCAUCGGAUAUGGUAAUAGUCAAAUCUUGGAAAACAAGUACGGCGAGCUUGCCACGGCUAUCCAAGCCACUUUGUUCAUUCCAUCAAACUCACACAGACCAUAUUUAUCUUGGAAGCUCGACAAUUCUCUUCAGAAGAAAUUCCUCAUCCAAGAUGUCACCGUUCGUCGGGUUUACGAAUACAAGAGCACUAUUCAAGAUUCCACUCUCAAGGUAUCGGAGCUUCAGUCUCUAGAUAUCAAUGGUGGUCCGACGGAGAAAUCAUACUGGGUUUUUGAGGCAUUGCCGAGCAAUCCUGAUCAGCCUCCUAUUGAAAAGCUAACUACAUGGUACGAGGCGUCCAUUACGUCAGUAAAGCUUGAUGACGUUCUCAAACAGAAUGAGUCUCUGGACUUGGGCGAUGAAACAGCCUGGACUUUGGAAGACACCGCCAACAUGGAAGUUAGUAAGGCGAUAUACUCCCCAGCCCUCGAGAUGCUCAAGCAGAUGGAUUGCGUAGGCCAGAAUGGUCACAACGGCUCGGACUACAGAUCUCGUAAGCCAUCCAAGCAUGUAAUGCAGGCUCAGGCAAAGGAACCAGUAGUCUGGUGGUAAAUCUUCGUCUACGAUUCUCCACGCGCUCGUUGUAAGGGUCACGAUCUUGCUGUUCUGGCAUGAUCUCUUUGACGUCAAUUCGAGACUGCCUUGAAACUUAUUGGGAUGGCUUUUUCGGCACAUUCGAUCGUGUUGACUAUCUCUGUCUGUACCUGCGAGCUCCCGAGCAAACUUCAGAACCUCAAGCUUUUCAAAUUGUCAACGUGUCUCCAUUUCCUGAAUUCCAGAGAUCUAUAACUCUCGGCUUCACAUAACGCAAGUCCUCGACAUGCUUUCAAAAUCUGCGCGAACAUGUAGUUUGUACUUCACAACUACACAACCGUUUAGAUGGAAAAUCUAUUGUCAGCAACGCUUCCAGUUGCAAAAAGCUCGAUAGAGGUGCAAUUCGGGAUUCUCAGUUUGCGAGUUCGUCUCGAACAUCUUUGCUCAUUUGGCCCAUAUCGUCUCCUGAACGACUCUUACCUCAGAAAAUAAAGAAGUCAACUUGGCAGAACGUUCUCAGGGCAUUUGAUCCUCGUAAAAUGAUAUGACUCACGCCAGGCGCUGGUACAGUAAGAGUGACGCACUCCGCGUUGAAGUUCCACACCCAUCGGCCUCGAGUUCUCAUAUCCCGCGAUAAAUUAUCAUCUUGGAUGGGCUCAAGCAGCCCAGCUUCGGCGGCCACUGCAUCAUCUUGGUGAUCGAUAUAUUGGGCUACUCACUGCGACAUGUGAAAUCGGAAAAUGAGAGUUUUACUCACCCUCCAGGCUAGGUCUCCUGGUCGUUUGCCGUGCUAGGGGUUUCUGAGCAUGGAGCUGACAUGGGCCAUGAAUUUCCAGCGUAUUCGCUUUUCUUCAUCUCUUUUGCGAGUAUAGAAGCAAUCAAAUACUCCUCAUUUCUCAACUCAAGUCUGGUUUCUUGGUUUUAUUUGCCCUUUCUUCUGGAUUUCCUGGCUCUCGUGCAAUUCGUGACUCUCAUUACUUUCUACACAAUAGAUCUGGUAGGGUCUUCAUACGAUGUGAUGGCAACGAAGAAUUCAGAUUUAGAUGUGGAUUUUAUCAUCAUGGGAGCAGAAUUGAGUAACGUAUCUGCCGCAGAUGCCUUCUUCGAAGCCAAAAUAGCAUUGGCGGAAAGACUUACAGCGUUUCGAAUGGUCAUAGGGGAUUCAAUGAUUUUUGGAGCUGUCUGGAUCAACGAUAUAAGUCAAGGUGGGUGAUUACUCAGAAAUAUGGAUUCGAGACUAUGGUGCAGCCUGAUGUGGGUUUGAAAUGUGUGUAAGAUAGUGAUGGGAGGGUGGUCACACAACCAUAUGGUGUCAGCGCUGUGGGUUUUCCUUCCGAGUAUGGCAAAUAUAGAUCUCUGAUACCGAAUUAUGGUGCCGCGGAGGAAGAGACGGAAGUCGAAGCACUGAUGAACAGCUAUUAGUUCCGUUAGGAGAGUUGUAAGGGA